Molecule: messenger RNA, 459 nt
Organism: Paramecium primaurelia
Lineage: Eukaryota; Ciliophora; Oligohymenophorea; Peniculida; Parameciidae
Source: the annotation of a GenBank genome assembly
AUGGAUCUAAAGAUUAACAAUUCUAUUUAGACUUCUUCUAUAAUAAUAAUAAUAAUAAUAAAAUAAAAUGAUUUUCAAUAUGAAAAACCUUUUAUAAUUGUUAAAAAUUAUAGAUAAAAAUAGCAAGAAGCUAAAAAAGAAUAAGCAAAAUUGAAAUAAGUGCCAAAACAAAAGGAACUAUCUAAAAAAAAUUGUACAACCUAAAAAAAUUAAUCAAACCCAACAACAUUCUCAACCAUCUAAAUCUAUUUUCUAAACUUUUCUAAUAAAAUUAACAACAAUAACUAAUAUCCUUAUAAUUUUUCCAAAAUCUAUAAAUCAAUUAAGUUACUAUUUAAGAUAAUCAUUUAAAUCAAUAUUCUCCUGUUUACUUAUAUGGUAUUCUAAAAACUCCUUAAAAUACAGCCACUUAUAGAAGUUCGAUUAGAAAUGACGAUGACUACAAAAUUUGAUUAUUGA